CCCCUCAUUUCUAGUUAUUCUCUUUUCUCCCCUAUAAGAGAAGACUAGAAAUAAUAAGUCUAAUAAUAUUGUUGAUUAUUAAGGAUAAUAAUGUCAAGCCCUUUAACUCUUCUUCUGCAAUGGCUGUCCUUCUUCCUAAUAUUCUGUCAAAUCUUUUAUGCAUCUCAAGCUGAUUUGGGAACAGCAAGCCAGUAUAGCCCACCAUACACACCUAGUGCAUGUUAUGGGAGUGAUUCAACACAAUUCCCAUCAAGCAACUUUUUUGCAGCAGCUAGUGAAGGUAUUUGGGACGAUGGAGCUGCCUGUGGAAGACAAUAUUUGAUAAGUUGCAUUAGCUCUGUUUUGCCCAAAGCUUGUAAAUCAGGAGAGACUAUUCAGAUCAAAAUAGUUGAUCGCGCACAAAAUCUAACUUCAACCUCAACAAAACAAAGAACCACUAUGAUCCUUUCUAAUGCCGCUCUUGCUGCAAUUGCUGAUUCCAAUGCCCCUUCUCUUAACAUCGAUUUUCGACAGGUCUAGAAGGGGGAAAAAAAAAACAAGAAGUGUUUGAAGUUGAAAAGAAUCAUUUGGAAGAAGAAAUUGUAUUUAGACAUGAAUUUCACUCGAACAAAAAAAAAAUUAAAAUUUUGUAAGUAAAUUACCAUUUCACUUAAAAUAGACCUUAAUUUUAUAAAAAAGUUUAAGUUAGAAUUGAGAAACAAAAUACAAAAACAAUCGUUUGAUUUGUAAAUAGUAUGUCAUUAUUUGCAAAUAAUUAGUGUAUAUAAAUGUACCAAAGGCAACAAUAUGUUGAGCUUGCACUUUUUACAUACCCGGGUUAUCAUUAGUGAAUCGUAUGUAUAUUAAUUAGCCA
Solanum dulcamara is the source of this 853-nucleotide messenger RNA. Its product is annotated as EG45-like domain containing protein. The record is from RefSeq and is a predicted model, not a curated record. NCBI's taxonomy places the organism in Eukaryota, Viridiplantae, Streptophyta, Magnoliopsida, Solanales, Solanaceae. Bases 91 to 519 code for a protein of 142 amino acids. The transcript has 3 exons.